AAUAUACUUGUACUGCCUUGCAUUUAAAUGUGUAAGAAUAAGCCUCAUUCAUAAUAAAGUACAGUAAGUAAAGGUCCCUUAAUCUGAAUGGAAAGGGAAUAUGCCAUUUGAAUUUAAAGCAAUAUUUGAAUUUAUUAUAAGGCAGAACCUUGCAGAACAUGGAAUAUACAUAAUUCAUAAUUAACCUUUAUGAAAUUCCACUGUUUUUCAUUCAAACUCUAAUGACCAUAUAGUGUACAUUGUAUAUAUGACAGAAGGUGACAAUUAUUGACCAUGUCAGGCUGUAGGCUAAGACAGUGGUAAACAAAUAUGAUAGUACAGGAAAUAUUGUUUGCCUUCCUUAAUACAGUACAGUCAUACCUCAUGAUUCAAAUGUUUGAAUUCCCUAUUCAAACAGGGUUGGUGAACAAAAUUUGCCCUCCAAUUUGAACACAAACACUCAUCCAAGCAGUCAGUUCCUCUAGCAUUUCUCCUCUCCUCUCCCUUCCCCUCUUCCCCCCUCCCUUCCUCUCCUUUCCCUGCCCCUCUCCCCCAUCCCUCCCCCUCUACCUAUCCCACCCAUCCUCUCUCUCUCUCUCUCUUGUCCCUCCCAUUGUUCCUUUCCUCUCCCUUCUUUCUUGUCUGGUUUCAAACCUCCCUCCCUGUCACCUCCCCUCUCCCUCAUUUGUCAUAGAUAAGACUUAAGGGAGUGAUACCUCACUCUCUCUCUCCAUUCUAUGGACAGUACCAAGAGUCACAAAGGCCAAGGCACGGGCCUUCCCUUCAACCAUCAAGGGAAAGCCUUCAAGCAUGCCUUCAAUCCAUACCAAGAGUCACAGCAGAAGGAGUGCCGAUACAAAGGCAUAUUUUAGAAGGAAUCCUGAGCCUCCUGUAAAAUCAAGAUAAAGAUCAAGAUGCUCAAGAGUAAUCCUGACCUUCCUGUGGCUUUCUCUAUGACCCACAACGCCAUCACUACAGCACAUGUGUAUUUUUGCAGCAGCUUUCCUCAGCAGCAAGAUGUCUAAGUGUUAUGAUCACCUUAAUUUUGGCAGUGAGUGGGUUGCUUCUGUCUGUGUCACUCUGUAAGGCUUCCCUCACUUGACUGGUGACAAAGAGAAUGCCUGCAUUGUCUAAAAAAUAUCUUUUGAUGAGUUUUGAGUUACUAAGUUAAUUCAAUACAUCCUUUCUGGAUAAAAAAAAUUCCUAAGCUGGAGAUGGUGUAGAGCAGCCAUCCUAGCAGUGGGAGCAUCGGUCAUUACCUGCUCAUAAAUAGUGGAUGGGUAUCUGAGAACAGAUUAAUCUGUUUUACGUUGUUUCCUAUAGGGAAAAUAGUUUGUUUUCAAACAUUUUGGAUUCUGAACGGCAUUCAGGAAUGAAUUAAGUUUAAAAAUGGAGGUUCAACUGUGUAUACAGUAAAAUCCCUCUUAUCCGGCAUCAAUGGGAGUGCCGACAUGCCGGAUACUUGAAUAUUGCCGGAUACUUGAAUAGAAGUGAAAUUAUGUCCACAAUCACCACCCUAGACUCACGCAUCUUACCAUAACAAAGAUCAGCUGAUCUUAAUCAGCAGCUGAUCUGAUCAGCUGCUUAAGUGUAAGCACAACACGCUUCCUCUUUUCUACAAUUUAGGCAUGAUGAAGGCGUCAGGCGAUAAACAGUGCACACGCAGGACUGAGUCACUGAAUAAACACAGUGCAGUGGGCCGCAGGUGGCGUGAAGCAGUGCGCUCUGGUGGCGAGGGGACAAAGUAUGCCUCUUGCAGGAAUUUUAAUCGAUAUUAUGAGUACACAUUGAUUUUUUUAUUGAUUUUAUGGCUCGGGGAAAAAUGUGCCAGAUACUCGAAUGCCUGAUGAGAGGGAUUUUACUUCAGCAACCCACCGCUAUUGCUGGAGAGGCUCCACAUGAGAUACACAAAGAUCAAGGUACCGACAGUGACGCUUUGUUCUCGGUACAGGCAAGACGUGUUUGUCUUACUGCGGCGGUUUGCCAUUUUGGCAUUAGUUACCCGUUAUCUGAAUUUCAGAGCGGGUUGGCACUUAUUUUACACCUUACUCACUUUGUUUUACCUUACUUUAUUACCCCGUGAUCCUGUUGGAGCGGGAAGAGUGCCUGGUGUUCCUUUCCUGUUAUCCAUGAGGAGCGGGAGGACACGGUAUAGAACAAGGUGAGGUUAUGCACACGUGUUACCUGUUAUUCAAACUUGGAGCAGGUUCUCAUUUAUUCAUUGUCUAUUGUUUUUUACUAGUGUGUUGUGGGUGUUAUACUGUGCCUUUGUCUCGGUGUUUUUCCCCGUUAUCUACAUUUGGGAGCGGGUGAAUGUAAACAAGCGGCCAUGGUGCGAUUAUUUCUUUGUGAUUGCUGGCCCGUGGUGCAGGUUUUAAGGUUCGAUUUGAUUAUAUCCCGUUAUCUGUAUUAAGAGCGGGCUGAACUAAGAUUAUUUUGUCUGUGUUUUUUCCCGUUAUCUCUCAGGAGCGGGACAGGUGACAGAGUGUACUGUUGUGAAGGAGUUUGGUUCAUCAAUAUGUCUUCCUCGGGGGAUUCUACACCUCCAAGAAGCGGUUCUUCACAUUCUUGUGGAAGCCGACUCUAUUCGUCCACUAGGCAUAAAAAGAGGAAGAAUAUCCAACGGUCUGGGGCCUCUGCUAGGGAGGAUGAAGUUGCAAGUGAUCGUGUGUCUAAGAUGGACGCCCGACCACCAGCUAGCCAGUCUGGAGAUGUUAACAAUACUACAUUAUCCAAGUUUUUGGAGGCUUGGGCUGCACUUCAGGAGGAUGUGAAUAAACUUAAGAGUGACAGAGGUGCCAGGGCAAGUGUUGGUUCUGAGCCUGGCACAUCAGGCAUCAGAUCUGGGCCAGCACAGGACUUAGGGGGUACUCAUGAGAUUUCUGCCUCCCCUCCCCCUUCUUCCUCUGGUGCAUUUUCUGGCUUUAGGUCACAAGAAAUGAGUGCUGAAGAAGGUGUGAUCGAAGAUGAAGCUCCUUCGGGCAGUAUUCUGUUACAAGCAGCUAAGGCCUAUGUGCCUAUGGAUGACUGUUCUGAAGCUAUUGAAGAACCGAUUGCUGCAAUGGUGAAUCACUGGUUUUCUCAUGGUUUGAAAGAGGAAGACCAUAAGGAGAUUUUGGCAGAUGAGGCUUCUAAACGUCCUAGAAACUGUAAGGCACUUAUCCCAGUCGAGUGCAACUCACAAGUGCUGGAUGCCCUACCCACUGAGGCAAAGAAAGCUGAUUUCCGACUGAAGGAAAUUGGUAAGGAUAUAACUAAGGCUGCCACUAUUAUGGUUAAAUCACUUACUGUUCUGGACAAGUUUGCCAAUGAAGAGCAUAAUCAGGUUAUUGGUCAUGAGGUGGCUAUGCUUAAUGGUGCCUUGGGGUUGUUAGGGCAUGCAAACUUUAAACUGAAUAUGAAUAGACGGUUUUUCCUCAAACGAGAGAUAAACCAAAAGUAUGCGCACUUAUGCACUGAUAAGACUCCUGCGACUGGCUUACUGUUUGGGGAUGAUCUUACUCAAGCUACCAAACAGAUUGAGGAGGCCGAAAGGCUGAAGAACAAGUUUACCCACAAGAAGACUUCCCAUUUUGGAGCUCCAGGUCUUGGGAAAUUAAGUGGUGGUAAGCAACGUGGUUUCUUUGGGAAGCCAGCUUUCCAGGGUAUGUCUACCCGGUUUAAACCUUACGGCUUACACAAACCUGCCACCAGAGGGGACGGCCGCCCUUCUUAUCACAGAGGGAACUCCUCUUCAAAAAACCCAAGGGGCCGGGGACACUACGAUCCCCGGCAGUAAUUCAGGUAAAGAAUGACUUUGAAGCGGGUCAGCUUCAUAAGUUUAUUGGUGAAUGGUGCAAACUUACUAGUGAUCCUUUCAUUUUGGACAUUGUUAAACAUUGCCAUCUUGAGAUUGAUGAACAGAACAUUACUCAUUUAUUUUCUGAGGAAGUGGAAUACAAAUUUAGUGAUGAGGAGAAAGUUAUUAUGACUAAUGAAAUAGGUAAAUUGUUGAGCCAGAAGGUUAUCAAAGAGACUCACAGACAGGUGGGCCAGAUUAUUUCACCAGUUUUCUUGAGAGAGAAAAAAGAGGGUGGCUACAGGUUGGUGCUUAAUUUGAAGAAACUCAACAAAUUCAUGAAUUACAUCCAUUUCAAAAUGGAAAAUUUUGAGCAGGCAAUUAGGCUAAUCAGUUCAGGCGCUUUCAUGGCUUCGGUGGAUCUGAAGCAUGCUUAUUAUUCAGUCAAAAUUGCAGAGGAGCAGCAAAAAUACCUUUGUUUUAAAUGGGCAGGGAAGAUAUACCAAUUCACUUGCCUUCCUAAUGGUGCUUCUGCAGGUCCUCGUCUUUUCACUAAACUUUUGAAGCCGAUUUUUUCUUUUUUGAGAUUGAAAGGCUACACCAUUACUUCCUUUAUAGAUGAUACUCUUAUGUGUAGCAAGUCAGUUGAGGAUUGUGUUGCUUGUUUAAAGGAUACUGUGGAAAUUUUGCAAAAUGUGGGGUUUUGUAUUAAUGUGGACAAGUCAGUUUUGGUGCCUACAAAACGCAUAGAAUAUCUUGGCAACAUCAUCGAUUCUGAAGCCAUGACUGUCACACUCCCUGCUCGUAGAGUGAAGAAGAUUGUGGAAAGUUGUUCAUCCUUGGCCAGUAGAAAUAAGGCAAAGAUCAGAGAGGUAGCUCGGGUAGUUGGCAUGUUGGUAGCUGCCAUUCCGGCCGUUGAAUUAGGUAAGCUCCAUUACAGAAUUUUAGAAAAGGCCAAAAUUGUUGCAUUAAAGGUAGGAAAGGGCAACUUUGACAAAUUUAUGACUAUCUCAAAGGAAAUGAAAAUGGAGCUGAGUUGGUGGAUCUCUGAAGUAGGUACGCAAGUUCGGAAAAUUAUUCGGACUGCUCCUUCUGUUGAAGUUUUUACUGAUGCCUCAGAUUUAGGUUGGGGUGCUUGUGUAUUAAAGCAUUCCACCAAUGGUAAAUGGACAACAGAAGAAAGUUGCCUACACAUUAAUGCAAGGGAACUCAAGGCCAUCUUGUUUACCCUUCAAUCUUUUGCUUACUUGCUUAAAGGCUGCCAUGUUAAAGUUAUGUGUGAUAAUACCACAGCCAUUGCUUAUGUUAAUGAGAUGGGUGGAACUAAAUCACUAGUGUGUAACUCUAUCUGCAUUGAUAUCUGGAAUUGAUGUAUUUCCAAUGACAUCUGGAUUACUUCUGCACACAUACCAGGAAAGAAGAAUGUGUUGGCGGAUGAAGCCUCUCGUAAUUUUAAUGACAAACAUGAAUGGAAACUUAAUCCAAAGUUUUUUAAAGAGUUGUGUGUAGUUUUUGGAACUCCCUCCAUUGACUUAUUUGCUUCUCGCUUAAACAAGCAAAUAGAUUGUUUUUGCUCGUGGAGACCUGAUCCUGAAGCAAAGCAUGUGGAUGCGUUCACAUUAAAUUGGGCCAGUUUCGAUCUGAUUUACCUUUUCCCACCAUUUUCUCUCAUUACUAGGUGUCUACAGAAAAUGAGGGAGGAGAGAGCCAAGGGGUGGAUGGUUGUUCCAAUGUGGAAUUCCCAACCUUGGAUGGGCCCUCUUCUGCAAAUGUUGAUCAAGGCCCCCAGGCUCAUCACUCAGAAAACAAAUGUACUACGACAUCCCUCAUCAGCGGAAGAACACCCGAUUAUGACCCACACCCAAUUGAUGGCAUGUCUUUUGUCAGGCAACAACUUAGAGGGAGAGGUGUAUCGUCAGAAGGUACAGAGAUUAUCAUGGCAUCGUGGAGACCAGGUACGAUGCGGCAAUAUAGACCACACAUUAAAAGAUGGUCAUCAUUUUGUGAUAGAUGGAAUAUCAAUCCCUCUACUCCGUCUGUAAUUAGUGUUUUGAAUUUCCUUUCGGAGACAUUUCAUAGAGGGGUGGGGUAUGAGUCUGUUAACACAGCAAGAGGUGCUCUCUCUGCUUUAGGCAUUACGUUGGAAGGAUGUAGAGCUGGGAAUCAUCCACUUAUCAAUAGGUUUAUGCGUGGUGUGUUUAACUUGAGACCCUCUUGCCCUAGGUAUGCUGAAACCUGGGAUGUGCAGCCAGUAUUGCAGAAGCUGAGGUCCAUGAGCCCAUUACAAGACCUAUCUUUGAAAUCUUUAACUUUGAAAUUGGUGAUGCUUAUGGCAUCGACUCAAGCUGCAAGAGUACAGACCUUACAUUUAUUAUUGUAUUCCAAUGCUAUUGUUGAUAACAAUUCUGUAUCUCUUUUGUUAGGGGGCAACAUUAAGCAGUGUCGUCCGAAGUUUAAUGUGAGAAUGCUUAAGUUUCAUGCUUAUUUACCUGAUUCUAGAAUGUGUGUUGUAAAUACCCUGAAGGAAUAUAUUAACAGAACGGAGAAUCUGAGAAAGGAAUUUGGGAAGGAUAAUGGGAAACUCCUCAUCAGUGUGGUGAAGCCACAUAAAAGUGUUUCCAAAGAUACAGUGGCAAGGUGGAUUAAAACUGUUCUUGUCGACUGUGGUAUCAAUACUAAGAAAUUCACGGCUGGCAGUGUUCGACCAGCCUCUGCUUCCAAGGCCAAAGCCAUGGAUGUCCCAGUUAACAUUAUCUUAUCUAAGGCAGGUUGGACUCAGGAGACAACCUUUGCUAAACACUAUAAUAAGGAGAUCACUCAGGUUUCAGAUUUUUUUUUCAAGAGGCCAUACUGGAUUCUGUAUUGUAAUGUUAACAGGUUUCUCUAUUCAUUUGCGUUGGAUCUCAAUUGACAUAUUUUGUUUGUUUUAUACAUGUACUAUAUGUUUUUGUAAGGGACAUAUCUGUUUAAGGAGGAGGAUUUUUCAUACAAUGAAGUUGGGAUACAUA
Molecule: messenger RNA, 6765 nt
Organism: Scylla paramamosain (green mud crab)
Lineage: Eukaryota; Metazoa; Arthropoda; Malacostraca; Decapoda; Portunidae
Exons: 2
Coding region: 2498-3757 (419 amino acids)
Source: RefSeq, a predicted model, not a curated record